AUGGCGGAGAGCGCCAAGUCCCCCUCCGCGUCCGGCUGGGGCGGAGUCUCCCUGCAGCUGCCGUCCUUCUCCGCCUUCCCCGCGCCGUCCGCCACGCCUACCGCGCAGCCCUCCGCGCAGACCCCCUCGACCGCGCUUGCGGGAAUGGCUUCCGCCUUCCAGUCGUUCGGUUCCGCCUUCCAGUCCUUCGCGGGCACCGUCGCCUCCGCCAUGCCGCCCGCGUCCCCCCAGGGGAAGGCGCAGGCCGGCGGGCGGGGCGCGGGGGGGCACGCGGACGGGGAGCGCGUGCAGGAGUUUCUGGAGACUCUGUCCGCCAAGUCGCAGCGCGGGGGCGGAGGGGGCGGAGAGGAGGUGUACGAUCCGGCGAUGCUGACGGACGACAAGAAGCAGUGGAAGGAGCUGCAGUCCGUUAACAGUCGCAAUCGCCUAUUGGAAGCAGACACGUUCAUAGACCACUUUGUGGUGGUGGGGCUGCAUCCCGAGGCGGACCUGAGCAGCGUGGAGGCGGCCUUUGCCACACACAAGCGCGGGCAGCUCAACGGCACUGUUGGCUACUCCGUGCCCCCGCCCGCUGUUAACCUUGACGCCCAGCUGCUCUACAAGUACCCGCCACGCAAGAAGCUCGCUCUCUCGCCUUCUGACCUGCCUGGCUUCUGCUUCCCAAACGGUGUUGAGGCGCGGUGCAUGGAGAAGACACCGUCAAUGAAGGGCUUCCACCAGUCCAUCUAUGGCCAGGCGUACCAGACAGCGGACGACAAUGCGUAUGUGUUCCUCCUGGCAGUGGACGACAACGCCACGCUGUACGGAGUGUGCAUGGUGGUGCACGAGGUGGUGCAGCGCCUGCCCUCCGUGCUCGCCAUGAACAACGCCCUGCACGGCCCCAAGCCCGCUGGACUCCCGUCUAAGUACCUCGUGACCGCCCCGCGCUGCUACUGCUUCCUCACACGCCUCCCCUUCUUCGAUCUGCACUUUGAGGUGCUCAACACGUGA
Messenger RNA from Closterium sp. Naga37s-1, 990 nucleotides. NCBI's taxonomy places the organism in Eukaryota, Viridiplantae, Streptophyta, Zygnematophyceae, Desmidiales, Closteriaceae. The record is from the annotation of a GenBank genome assembly.